AUGUCAAAUAAGCAGACUCAAGCUCGUCAUACUUUCAAAUUCCUUCUUGUUGGAAAUGGAAGUGUUGGCAAGACAUCUAUUGUUAGAAGAUUAUGCCGUGGUGACUUUAUUACAAACCCGGAAACAACAAUCGGUGUUGAAUUCAUGACAAAGAUGAUUGAUAUCGAUGGAAAUCAAAUCAAACUCCAAAUAUGGGAUACUGCAGGCCAAGAAAAGUAUAGAUCUGUCGGAAAAGCGUAUUAUCGAAAUGCGAUUGGCGUGUUAUUAGUAUUUUCUCUUACUGAUCAUGUAUCAUUUGAAAAACUUGAUGAAUGGAUAACAGAUGUUAGCCAGUAUUGCCAUCCAAAAGCAAACAUGAUUCUCGUUGGAAACAAAUCUGAUCUUUCUGAUAGUAGAAAAGUCACUUUGGACGAAAUCAAAAAGUUCACAGAAGGACAUAAUCUCCAAUACAUUGAAUCUUCCGCGAAAACCGGUAGUAAUAUCAAUGAAUGUUUUUAUCAAGUGGCCAAAUCUAUAUAUGAUGGUGUUGUUACAGGUGAUAUAGUUUUAUCUACAUCCCAUGUUAUUGGCGAUGCUGAUGGCCAACAACAACCAGAGCCAAAGAAAGAAAAAUGUAGUUGUUAA
Messenger RNA from Trichomonas vaginalis G3, 624 nucleotides. RefSeq names its product Golgi to endosome transport. The record is from RefSeq and is a predicted model, not a curated record. Gene Ontology annotation, molecular function: GTP binding; GTPase activity. NCBI's taxonomy places the organism in Eukaryota, Parabasalia, Trichomonadida, Trichomonadidae. The coding region runs from base 1 to 624 and encodes 207 amino acids. The transcript has a single exon.